Molecule: messenger RNA, 513 nt
Organism: Drosophila gunungcola (fruit fly)
Lineage: Eukaryota; Metazoa; Arthropoda; Insecta; Diptera; Drosophilidae
Gene: Cpr65Aw
Product: endocuticle structural protein SgAbd-6
Exons: 2
Coding region: 106-384 (92 amino acids)
Cellular component (GO): chitin-based extracellular matrix
Molecular function (GO): structural constituent of chitin-based larval cuticle
Source: RefSeq, a predicted model, not a curated record
UCCGAGUUAGUCGCAUGCGCGGAUCGGAACUGGACAGGUGAUAGAUGGCCGGAUUAACACUACUGUUCGGCCUAAUCCUGGCCAGCUUCAGCGCUUGCCCAUCAAAUGCCGCCGAGACCGGCCAGACCGCCCAGAUUCUGCGAUACGAGAGUGCCCAUUUGGACAGCGAUGGCUAUGCCUUCUCGUAAAUUCGAGACCAGCGAUGGAAUCUCGCGUGAGGAGAAGGCCACUCUGAAAAAUCCCGGUACCCCCGAAGAGGCCAUCGCCGUCCAGGGCAGCGUCAAUUGGGUGGGACCCGAUGGCGUCCACUAUAAGCUCAAUUAUCUGGCCGACGAGAACGGCUUCCAGGCCCAGGGCGAACAUCUUCCGCAGGUGGAGCACUGAUCACGUGAUAGCUUUGGACUUUGUUAGAAAAAAAAAAACAAAAGUAAAACCACCGAAUAGCUGGAGGAGGAGGGCAGACAAUAGAAAUUAAAUACACAAUAAAAGAAUAUAUACAGAUAUUUAUAUACA